Messenger RNA from Paramecium tetraurelia, 1647 nucleotides. RefSeq lists its product as uncharacterized. The record is from RefSeq and is a predicted model, not a curated record. The transcript is spliced from 3 exons. Gene Ontology annotation, molecular function: ATP binding; metal ion binding. Lineage: Eukaryota; Ciliophora; Oligohymenophorea; Peniculida; Parameciidae. Gene Ontology annotation, biological process: protein modification process.
AUGAUGGAGGUCACAAGAAACAAAUAGAUUGACAAAGUAAAACUGAGUCUUGACUCCGACAAAUUCAACUACUUCUUGGCCCAGUCCUUGAACAAGGUUACCAGUCAUCGUUCGUUGCAACAACUAGCCAAGACUCUCGCUGAUCACUUCAUCCAGAACCAAAUAGAAAUCCGCAACAAAUCCAACCAAUAACGCCAAAGACAAAAUGCGCUUCCUCAAAUCGUCAGACGCUCUCAACAAUCGAUCAAGGUCCUUCCCAAGCCUCCACGCAUCGAACCAAGACAAUCACAAAUUCCCUUAUACAAAGUUCCCUUCACCAUCCUUGAACCCCAAUAUUCGUAUCUCUUAGGUGGAGGCAACAACCACGAACUCAUAAAACGCAUCAUGGACACCAGACGAGAAUGGCAUCAAUGCAAAAGUACAACACGAGUUCAUUUUAGAUGGUAGUAAUCUAAUAUAGGUUACAAAUAUUACAAAAUGAAUGCCUACAAUCCCCAUCGAUCCUUAGUCAAUCACUUUGAAUUUCACUAAGAAAUAAGCAACAAGAAGAAUCUCCUCUUGAAUAUGACCACUUUUUGUGAAUCCAUCCACAGAAAUGUAUUUGACAUCCUUCCUCUCACCUUCGUUAUUGAUUUCAAUGAUUCCCAAAUUGAGUCCCAACUUUUAGCCUUUCUCAACUAUUACAACCAAUACUCUCCCAAUCCCAUAUCAUAAGACGAACUCUUACUCAAAAAGUAGGAAAUCAAAAAGAAACUCAGAAUUCCACCCAGCAAAGACAGGAAGUUCAUCGAUUAUCAAAUGAAAGAUACCUUUUUGGGAGCUGAUUAUCUCUGGCUCCUAAAACCAACAGGAUUAAACCGAGGCAGAGGUAUCAAUGUCUUUAACAACCUCGAUCAGUUGACUGAUUUACUCAUUGAAUACACCUCAGGAGUAAGUGAAAAGCAUAUUGAGACUCCCAAUGAGAAGAUAUAUUAAGGAAUCAUUAUCAAGUCCCCUUCCUUUGUAGUAUAGAAGUACAUUGAAAAACCGUUGCUUAUCAACAAUCGAAAAUUUGAUAUCAGAGUGUGGGUGCUGGUUGAUUAAGAAUUGAAUUGCUAUUUCUUCAAAGAAGGAUACAUAAGGACUGCGUCUGAAGACUUUGUUACUAAUGAUGUAAACAACUUGUUUAUUCACUUGACAAAUAAUGCAAUUCAAAAGUAUAGUCAAAAAUACGGGGAUCAAGAAGCAGGGAAUCAAUUAUCCUUUGAUCAGAUUUAGAAGAUCUUUAAGAAUAAGAUUGAUUUCAGAUAAACCAUUGUUAAAAAGAUGAAGGAGAUUGCCUUUUUGGCAAUGAGUUCAGUGGGUAACAAAAUAAAUAGGAACAAUCGUAGAAACUGUAUGGAAAUCUUUGGAUUUGAUUAUUUCUUGGACGAAAAGUUCAAUCUAUAUUUGAUAGAGGUUAAUACAAAUCCAUGCAUUGAAGAAUCGAGUCCUUUGUUGGCUCAACUGAUUCCGAGAAUGUUAGAUGAUGCGUACAUUUUGACUCUUGACUUGAUCUUCAAUAUAUCAAGGGAGAAAGUUAGUCCAUUUCCAGUUAAGGGUUACUAAAAUAAUGAGAAUAUGUGGUAAUUGAUAGGAUCGCUUAAAGAUUAAGCUAUUUACUAAUGA